Cynoglossus semilaevis (tongue sole) is the source of this 1178-nucleotide messenger RNA. It is a transcript of the gene atpsckmt, whose product is annotated as fATP synthase c subunit lysine N-methyltransferase. The record is from RefSeq and is a predicted model, not a curated record. Gene Ontology annotation, biological process: regulation of mitochondrial ATP synthesis coupled proton transport; positive regulation of proton-transporting ATP synthase activity, rotational mechanism; peptidyl-lysine trimethylation. The transcript has 4 exons. Gene Ontology annotation, cellular component: mitochondrion. The coding region runs from base 146 to 826 and encodes 226 amino acids. Lineage: Eukaryota; Metazoa; Chordata; Actinopteri; Pleuronectiformes; Cynoglossidae. Gene Ontology annotation, molecular function: protein-lysine N-methyltransferase activity.
GCCGGGCGUCUAAUCGUGUUGCACAGGGGGUGUCUUCACUAGUUUAUGUUUAGAGUGUCCUUCCUUUAAGGUUUAUUAUAAGCUGGUGCAAGUUGCUGACUUAACAUGUAACUCUUUUACUAUAUACAUACAUAAAAACAGAGUUAUGUCCCAACAGGAGAUCUUGGUCGACUCAUCCCAGCAGGUACGGAAUAAUUCAGGAGGAAGCCGGAGCAGGAAUAGUGUCGGUCUCAUCGCCACAGGCUUAGUAGGUGGGACCAUCGCUGCCCUGUACGUAGUGGCCGCUCCGUUCGUGGCACCUGCCUUAAGGAAAAUCUGCCUCCCGUUUGUUCCCGCGACCACAGCACAGGUGGAGAACGUGCUGACGGCGCUGCGUGCCAGAUCAGGGACUCUGGUGGACAUAGGCAGUGGAGAUGGGAGGAUUGUGAUAGCAGCAGCCAAGUGUGGUUUUCAGGCCUCUGGCUUUGAGCUAAAUCCCUGGCUCGUGUGGUAUUCUCGCUACAAAUCCUGGAGAGAGGGGGUCCACUGCUCCACCUCCUUUCAUAUCUCGGACCUCUGGAAAGUGAGCUUUGCUCAGUAUUCCAACGUUGUCAUUUUUGGAGUUCCUCAAAUGAUGAACCAGCUCGAGGUGAAGCUGGCAAAAGAGUUGCCAAGCUCGGCAAAGGUGGUGGCCUGUCGCUUCCCGUUUCCUACAUGGGUCCCUGAACGUAUCACUGGAGAAGGCAUUGAUACUGUGUGGGUGUAUGAUGCCAAGACAUUUAGUCCACAUUUGCAGCAGGAGAAGACAAAGGAGACCACACAAGGACAUGAUAUGAAUGACACAUGAUUCAGGAUUUAGUGUGAGCAGUUAAAUACUGCUGUGAAAUGGUACUGUUGGUUGUUUUGACCUGCUUUGGAGGCCCAGAAUGUAACAUUACAGUCUGGGAAUUUUUAUGCUUUUAUGCCAUACACAUGUGCAUAUAAGAGGCAUUCAAUUGCAAGUGGCAGCUCCAUUGCAAAAAUAGGUCCCUUUUACCACAGACUGGCUCUAGAGAAUGACCUCACUUCUGGCCUGAGGUUUUACAAAGUAAAAUAUCAGUUGCCUUGUGUUUUAACAAAAUGAAUGUCUAUACCAAUACUCACCACAGUAAAUAUAUUCUAAAAGGUGAUAAUAAAAGAUGUUUCCUUCUGCUAAAUUG